AUGGUUGCUAACUUCCCUGCUGCCGUCAUCGCCGCCACCCGUAAAUACAUUAAUGUUUUCCGCCGCCGUGGCCUCAUCAAGCCGGCAAGUUACUUUGUCCUCCUCCUCUGCCUGUCCUAUUACCUUGGCUACUUAUCAGCUGUUGAAAACAAUCCAACACACGAACAACACCAGCAAUACUCCAUGACCACAUCCAGCCCACCAUCAAAAGCUGCCGUCGACCACUACGAAUUCCAGACUCGAUGCGCUGUUCCGAUUCCCUCCCAGUUCAUCCGCGAGACAAUCCUCAACUACGUCUUCAACGGAACAUCCCCCUAUCAUGAUUUCCCUCAGCCCCAUAUCAAACCACUCUUACGCCAGAAAAGAAUCAACGGCUGGGGAUCAACCGGGGCUGUCUUCAAGAACCUGAUUCAUAAAGUACGACCGAAGACCAUCAUAGAAUUGGGCACCUUCCUUGGCGCCUCAGCUAUACACAUGGCUGAAUUGACCCGUGAACUCGGUCUCGACACUCAAAUUCUUUGCCUCGAUGAUUUUCGUGGUUGGGCCGGUUUACCAAACCAGUUUCAAGACAUUAAAAUGGUUAAUGGUGACACGAUGCUGAUGUAUCAAUUCAUGCAAAACGUGGUUCAGGUUAAUGCAACGGAAGCCAUUAUCUUUUUGCCAUUUUCGACGGCGUCAACUCUGGAGAAGCUCUGUGAGUGGGGUGUGUUUGGUGAUCUGAUUGAAGUUGACGCCGGCCAUGAUUUUCACUCUGCAUGGUCGGACAUUAAUCGUGCAUAUAAACUACUGAGACCAGGUGGGGUUAUUUUCGGACAUGAUUAUUUUACGGCAUUGGAUAACAGAGGUGUUAGACGGGCGGUUAAUAUGUUUGCCCGAGUCAACGGCCUUCAAGUUAAGGCCGAUGGUCAACACUGGGUACUUAGCUCCUUCUGA
Messenger RNA from Lactuca saligna, 933 nucleotides. Lineage: Eukaryota; Viridiplantae; Streptophyta; Magnoliopsida; Asterales; Asteraceae. The record is from the annotation of a GenBank genome assembly.